AUGGCAGCGAAACCGGAUGAACUAGCGAUCGGAAUCGAUCUGGGUACGUCUUACUCCUGUGUUGGAGUAUGGCAGCACGACCAUGUCGAAAUCAUUGUCAACGAUCAAGGCAACAAAACAACGCCUUCCUGCGUUGCGUUUACCCAAACAGAGCGAUUGAUCGGCGACCGGGCCAAGAAUCAAGCAUCAACCAACUCCAUCAACACUGUUUUCGAUGCAAAGAGAUUGAUUGGUAGGAGAUUUAGCGAUCCGUCCGUGCAAAGUGAUGCCAAGUACUGGCCAUUCAAGAUCAUUUCCGGGUUAGAAGACAAACCAAUGAUUGUUGUCAAUUACAAAGGCGAGGAGAAGCAUUUCUGUGCAGAGGAAAUCUCUUCCAUGGUUCUAAUCAACAUGAAGGAGAUGGCAGAGUCCUAUUUAGGAACGCCAGUUAAAAACGCUGUCAUUACAGUUCCUGCCUAUUUCAAUGACUCCCAAAGACAAGCCACCAAAGAUGCUGGUUUAAUCUCUGGUUUAAACGUGAUGCGUAUCCUUAUUGAGCCAACUGCUGCUGCAAUUGCCUACGGUCUAGACAGGAGAUCAGCAACCAACCUGGGAGAGAAGAAUGUCCUCAUUUUCGACCUUGGUGGAGGAACACUUAAUGUCUCACUCUUGACUAUUGAAGAGGGUAUCUUUGAAGUGAAGGCCAUUGCUGGUGAUACCCAUUUGGGAGGAGAGGAUUUUGAUAACAUAAUGGUGAAUCAUUUUGUGCAGGAAUUCAAACGUAAGAACAAUAAGGAUAUUAGUGUAAGCCCUCGUGCUAUGAGGAGGUUGAAGACGGCUUGCGAGAGGAUGAAAAGAACUCUUUCAAUUAAUUCCGAGACGACUAUAGAAGUUGAUUAUCUCUUUGAUGGCAUUGAUUUUUACUCAAAAAUAACCAGAGCUAAGUUUGAGGAAAUGAACAUGGAUUUAUUCAUGAAGUGUAUGGAGAAUGUUCAUAAAUGUUUGAAGGAUGCAAUGAUAGACAAGAGUGACGUUCAUGAUGUUGUUUUGGUUGGUGGGUCUUCAAGAAUUCCAAAAUUACAGCAACUUCUUCAAGAAAUCUUCAAUGGUAAAGAACUCUGCAAGACAAUCAACCCCGAUGAAGCUGUCGCCUUUGGUGCUGCAGUUCAAGCUGCAAUUUUAUGUGGUGAUGGAAAUGAGAAAAUUCAAGAUGUUCUUCUUCUGGAUGUCACUCCAAUUUCUCUAGGAAUUGAGACAAGUGAAGGUAUCAUGUCGGUUUUGAUUCCAAGGAACACCACUGUUCCUACAAAGAAGGAACAAGUAUUCUCUACUUCCUUUGAUAAUCAAUCAUGUGUUACGAUUGAAGUAUACGAGGGGGAGAGAAUUAAGACGAAAGACAAUAACUUGCUCGGAAUAUUUACACUUUUCGGAAUCCCCCCUGCUGCUAAAGGUGUUAGUGACUUCACUGUUUGUUUUGACAUCGACGCGAACGGGCUAUUAAAUGUUUCGGCAGAGGUGAAAACAGUUGGUGAGAAGAAUAAGAUGACUAUAAGGAAUGAAAAUGGGAGGUUAUCGAAGGAAGAGAUAGAGAAGAUGGUUCGAGAGGCGAAGAAGUAUAAGGCAGAGGAUGAGGAGCUCAAGAAGGGAGCAGAGGCAAGGAAUGCAGUGGAGAAGUAUGUUUAUGAUAUGAGGGACAAUGUUAAGAUGAUAAUGGAGGCAAUAGAUGAAGCAUUUGUGUGGCUGGAAAACAAUCAACUAACGACCAAAUCGAAAGUGUUUGAAGACAAACUAAAGGAGUUAAAAAGUGUGUGUAACACCAUGAAUUCCAAGGAUAGCUGACCCCAAUUUGAGAAUGUUGAUCAUUGAAUAUUGUUUCUUGUAGAAAUAUUUGUUUUAAAGCUUUUGAUUAUUCUAAUUGUCUAUGAAGUUUGUUUGUUA
Messenger RNA from Impatiens glandulifera, 1917 nucleotides. RefSeq names its product heat shock cognate 70 kDa protein-like. Gene Ontology annotation, molecular function: ATP binding; misfolded protein binding; heat shock protein binding. Gene Ontology annotation, cellular component: cytoplasm. The record is from RefSeq and is a predicted model, not a curated record. The transcript has 2 exons. Gene Ontology annotation, biological process: cellular response to unfolded protein; protein refolding. Bases 1 to 1818 code for a protein of 605 amino acids. Lineage: Eukaryota; Viridiplantae; Streptophyta; Magnoliopsida; Ericales; Balsaminaceae.